AUGAACAAAUACAUCUUGCAGGACCAUUUACCGAAAGCCAGUACAGAGGACUCUUCGGUCACAAUCCUAUCUAUCUCAGGCAUAGAUAACAAGGCGUAUAAAGGAUCCCCAAACCUAUGUCACCAGCCCCUGCAUUCCAACGCGUACGAAACCGAAUAUGGGAUCGAACUACCUGGUCAGCGUUCAAUCCACGAGGAUGUUGAACAGGAUAGACUAAACGGAGGAUGUCGGAUAUCCUUUGAUACAGCGCCGGGAAGCAAAGGAUAUCAGGAUACUCUGAAAACGCAAAAGGAUCAGGCAGAUGGACAGAAACAACUGGAAAUCACUUGUCAGGUCCUGGCGGCGCUGCUGAUUUCGCUGGUCCACCUGGGCAUCGGCACCACCUACGGGUUCUCGGGAGUGAUGCUGCCCGAGCUCACCGACCAGGGCGAAAGCGACCUCUUCCUCAACGAAUCACAGGCAGCGUUCCACGAGGGCAAUUCAUAUCAAGUUGACUACUUGCCGUCACUGUUCAGUAUAGUAAGAUGUAAACAUAAAUUGGUCUAUUACAAGUCUCCUUAUACUGUUCAUAGUGAACAGCUAAUAUAUCAGCUCUCCACUAAAGGCAGUCUGUCAGAUCUUGGAGGUUUCUUCGGCUCUGUCCUCAGCAUGGUGUUGUUGAUGAGGCUUGGACACCGCAUGCUACUGCUUCUUGGUCUUCCCAUCAGCACUUGUGCUUGGCUCGGUCUUGCAUUUGCACAAACCCCGGCGAUAUUGCAGACCAUGCGAUUCAUUGUGGGUUUAACCGGAAGCUUCACGUUACCCGCCGGAAAUAUGUAUAUUCUAGAAGUUUCUCACAAGACGCUUCGUGGCCUCCUGUUCGGCUUAGUGACAACCAGUCGGCAAGCGGGGGUUCUUCUCGUAUAUGCUAUAGGCAGUUUAGGGUUGGGAUGGCGCACCACAGCACUCAUAUGCGCCGGGGUUGCCAUCCUUCCCGUCGUUGGCCUUCUGUUCUUGCCCAAUUCACCACGGUGGCUGAUUACCCAGGGUCUUCUCGCUGAGGCUCAGAAGUCACUGACCUUUUACAGAGGCGCUCUUUAUGAUUCAAAGCCCGAAAUGAAGGCCAUCACGGACCAAGUAGGAGAAAAUGGUCCAGAAAAGAAUAGUAUAAGGGCCCAGUUAAGGAUAAUGACCGAACCAUCCACUCUGAAAACCUUCCUUUUACUUCUCUUUAUAUCUCUGCUUUACAAUUUCAGUGGUUAUAACGUGCUGAUAGCUUAUAUCGUACCAAUCUUACAAUCAGCUAAUAUAAAUAUGGACGCUUACGUGAGUGCCAUGUUGAUUGGCGCCGUUAGGGUAGCGGGCACAGUUGUCCAUCUUAUUGUAGUGGAUCGAAUGGGUCGAAAACCGUUACUAGUAUCGUCGUACGUAUCGUGUGCCCUUUGCAUAGCAUGUCUAGGAGGUUAUUUCUACUUUCAAAGUACUUCUGCAUACGUAAAUUACUUCGGCUGGGUCCCUCUGACCUCCCUUGUUAUUUUUGUCUUCUUCACCGGCGUGGGUCAGCCUGUAAUUUUCAUCCUACAAGGAGAACUGCUUCCUACUUCCUUCCGCGCAACAGGAGUGUCCUUAAUCCUUUGUCUCGUCUUCCUAGGGAGCUUCGUAGCUAUUAGGACGUAUUCCUUGGCCUCAGCUUUUAUGGGGGAGCAUGGAACGUUCUGGUUAUAUGGUGGUGUUUGUUUCGUUAUUGCUCUGGUAAGUGCUUUUAGUUUGCCAGAGACUCGAGGUCGUUCCCUUGAGGAAAUCACGCAGAGAAAGUAG
Molecule: messenger RNA, 1797 nt
Organism: Penaeus indicus
Lineage: Eukaryota; Metazoa; Arthropoda; Malacostraca; Decapoda; Penaeidae
Product: facilitated trehalose transporter Tret1-2 homolog
Exons: 4
Coding region: 1-1797 (598 amino acids)
Biological process (GO): transmembrane transport
Cellular component (GO): membrane
Molecular function (GO): transmembrane transporter activity
Source: RefSeq, a predicted model, not a curated record